AUGCCGUCGGCCAUGUCAAGUUCUUUGGCAGGUCGAGCUCCGGCCGUCCUCCGACAUGGUCGACGAGUCCCGACAGCUCUGACCGGCCGCAACUUCACCCUCGCCGCCUCCAACGGCCUGGCCAGGGCUCAAGUCCAGAACAGCAGCGCGAAGUUGCUCCAGAAGCGCCUCUUCUCCUCGAGCGCGCUUCGUCCCAGUGCCGCGCAACCUGCGCCGAACCCCAAGGCUUAUCUUGAGAGCGGCGCAAUCAAGCCUUCUGCCGGCGUCGACGUCAAGAAGGUCUUGGUCAUUGGCAGCGGUGGUCUUGCCAUUGGCCAGGCUGGAGAGUUUGACUACUCAGACAUCGAGGAGCCCUGGGCUAACAAGACUCGCCAUGAAGGAUCGCAGGCUCUGAAGGCUCUGAAGGAGGCGGGCGUUAAGUCCGUCCUCAUUAACCCGAACAUUGCCACCAUCCAGACCAACCACACGCUCGCCGACGAGGUCUACUACCUGCCCGUCACCCCGGAAUAUGUGACGUACGUUAUCGAGAAGGAGAAGCCCGAUGGUAUCUUCCUCUCCUUUGGUGGCCAGACUGCCCUGAACCUCGGUGUUCAGAUGCAGCGCAUGGGUCUCUUUGAGAAGUACGGCGUCAAGGUCCUUGGAACCAGCGUCAAGACUCUUGAGACCAGUGAGGACCGCGACCUUUUUGCUCGCGCCCUUGACGAGAUCGACAUCCCCAUUGCCAAGUCGAUCGCUGUCGGGACCAUUGAGGAGGCUCUCGACGCCGCCGAGAAGGUCGGAUAUCCCAUCAUCGUCCGUGCCGCCUACGCGCUCGGUGGUUUGGGUUCCGGUUUCGCAAACAACGAGGAGGAGCUCCGCAACAUGGCUGCCCGCUCUCUCACCCUGUCUCCCCAAAUCUUGGUUGAGAAGUCGCUGAAGGGCUGGAAGGAGGUUGAGUACGAGGUCGUCCGUGACGCGAACAACAACUGCAUUACUGUUUGCAACAUGGAGAACUUCGACCCCUUGGGCAUUCACACUGGAGACAGUAUCGUCGUUGCUCCCAGUCAAACCCUGAGCGAUGAGGAGUAUCACAUGCUGCGAUCCGCCGCCAUCAAGAUUGUUCGUCAUCUUGGCGUCGUGGGAGAGUGCAACGUUCAGUACGCGCUCCAGCCUGACGGCCUCGACUACCGUGUCAUUGAGGUCAAUGCCCGUCUUUCUCGUUCUUCUGCUUUGGCCUCCAAGGCCACCGGAUACCCCCUUGCGUACACCGCCGCCAAGAUCGGCCUGGGCCACAGCCUCCCUGAGCUCCCCAACGCUGUCACCAAGACUACGACCGCAAACUUUGAGCCUUCCCUUGACUACAUCGUCACCAAGAUUCCCCGUUGGGAUCUUUCCAAGUUCCAGCACGUCAAGCGUGACAUCGGCAGUGCCAUGAAGUCUGUCGGUGAGGUCAUGGCUAUCGGACGUACCUUUGAAGAGUCUUUCCAGAAGGCUAUUCGCCAGGUUGAUCCCAGGUUCGUUGGCUUCCAGGGCGACAAGUUCGAGGACCUCGACCACGAGCUGCAGAACCCGACUGACCGUCGCUGGCUCGCCGUCGGUCAGGCCAUGCUCCACGAGAACUACUCUGUGGAUAAGGUUCACGAGUUGACCAAGAUCGACAAGUGGUUCCUGUACAAGCUGCAGAACCUUGUUGACUGUCAACAUGGUCUCGAGGCCGUCGGCAGUUUGGAGAAUCUGAAGAAGGACCAAAUCAUGAAGGCCAAGAAGCUCGGCUUCUCUGAUCGCCAGAUUGCGCUGGCUGUCGGAAGCACCGAGAACGAGGUGCGCGCCGCUCGUCUUGCCUUUGGCAUCCGCCCCUGGGUCAAGAAGAUUGAUACUCUUGCCGCCGAGUUCCCCGCCGACACCAACUACCUCUACACGACUUACAACGCUACUUCCCACGAUGUCACCUUUGAGGACAAUGGCAUCCUCAUUUUGGGUAGCGGCGUGUACCGCAUUGGUAGCUCUGUCGAGUUCGAUUGGUGCGCCGUCAGCGCCACCCAGGCCCUGCGCGAGAUGGGAAAGAAGACUGUCGUCAUUAACGUAAGUAGGACUUGA
Colletotrichum spaethianum is the source of this 2076-nucleotide messenger RNA. Its product is annotated as carbamoyl-phosphate synthase arginine-specific large chain. The transcript is spliced from 2 exons. Gene Ontology annotation, molecular function: dihydroorotase activity; metal ion binding; aspartate carbamoyltransferase activity. NCBI's taxonomy places the organism in Eukaryota, Fungi, Ascomycota, Sordariomycetes, Glomerellales, Glomerellaceae. The coding region runs from base 1 to 2076 and encodes 691 amino acids. Gene Ontology annotation, cellular component: cytosol; cytoplasm. The record is from RefSeq and is a predicted model, not a curated record. Gene Ontology annotation, biological process: UTP biosynthetic process; 'de novo' pyrimidine nucleobase biosynthetic process; L-citrulline biosynthetic process.